Messenger RNA from Paramecium tetraurelia, 1929 nucleotides. RefSeq lists its product as uncharacterized. The transcript has 4 exons. Gene Ontology annotation, cellular component: membrane. NCBI's taxonomy places the organism in Eukaryota, Ciliophora, Oligohymenophorea, Peniculida, Parameciidae. Gene Ontology annotation, biological process: potassium ion transmembrane transport. The record is from RefSeq and is a predicted model, not a curated record. Gene Ontology annotation, molecular function: voltage-gated potassium channel activity.
AUGCAUGUAAUAUAAAAACAAAGUACUUUUAAGAAAAAGAAUUUUAAAGAAAAGGUGAAUUAAUUCAGAAAAAUAGUAUUCAUUUUAUUAGAAGAUCCUUCAUCAAGUAGAUUGGCUGGCUUAAUACAGUAUAUCAUUUGUUUUACAAUUUUGCUAUCUUAAGUUUAAAUACUUUGUGAUUCGCUAUUUGAUAAUAAUUAAACCUAUAAUGAUUUAAGCAAUGAUUGUGAAAUCCUUAUUUUUGUUGUUUUUGUUCUAGAAUAUCUGUUUCGAUUGUCAACAUACACCGUUUAUGGCUACCCGAUAAAGAAGUUUUUAUUUUAGCAUAUGAAUAUAAUAGAUCUGUUAUCAAUAGCUCCUCUCAGUAUAAUUUCAUUAAUGUAUGGUAAAACUGCAUUAAAUGGAUUUAGAAUUUUGAAAUUGUUUAAAGUGAUUAGAAUAUUAAAAGUAAAGAGAUACUUGAAGGGAGUGGACAUUUUGUAUAAAAGUGUUGCAGAUAGCAUCUCUCAGUUUUAUUUUUUGAUAAUAGCCUUUUUAUAAAUAACUCUUGCUUAUGCGAUAGUUUUAUAUUAUUCGGAGCAUAUAGAAAAUGAUUUAGAAAUUGAAAAUGCAGUAUGGCUGGGAAUAGUAACCAUGACAACUGUGGGAUAUGGUGACUAUGUCCCAAAGACCAUAAUUGGUAUAAUCACCACUUGCAUUAUGGCCUUGAUGGCUAAUACAGUUAUUUUCUCUCUUCCUGUGGCAAUACUCAAUAUAGAAUUUCAAGAACUUUAUGGAAGCAAAAAAGAAGAAGAAUAGAUUAGUAUGCUUAAAAAGGGAAUGAGAACAGGGAGAAGAGAUUCAAUAAAGAAUAAAGAAUUUAGUUUCUUUAAUUAAAGACUACAAAUUAUUGAAUAAAGAAAUAAAGAGAUUCAGGAUCUAUUAAACAAGAGUAAUAAGAUGGCUAAAGAACUGACUAAAGAUUUGAAAAGGCUAUUUCUAUCAGUUAAUGAUGAUGCAGAUUAACUUCUUGAUAAUUUAAAUUCCCCCAGGCCUACAAAAUAAAAUGUAUUGUUAGUUAAGGCUAAUCUUUAUGAUAAAUUAGUCAGGGCCAAAAAGAAAAUUUAAAUUACAAGCAUCUUUAGGAAUUUAAAAUAAGAUUCCGAUUAAGAAUUAAAUGAGAGUCCCUUAAAUCAAACUGUAUCUGGUUAGAUAAACAAAUAAAAAAGCUUUUUUAGAAUGAUGUCUGAUAGAAAGCAAAACAAAAGAAAAAUAGGAAUAAAAAGUCACUCUUAUGAAAAUAUCAAUUAGUUAAUUGUACUCAGGAAUGAAGAGUAUGGUGAGUUACCUUUUGACUUUUUGAAUGAAGUACUUUUACAAAUUCAUGACGAUAUGUUUUUAGAUAUUGAUGAACAUCCUACGAAUUAAUAAAAGCAAUCUAUUAUCAUACCUGAAAGUAGUGAAAUAAUAAAUAGAGAACCAUCAUUUAGAAUCAAUUCAUUAUAUGGUUUUGACAGUCCUAUGAAUAAACUUAAUUAAACAAAUUGUGGAAGCUCGAAUUAGCAGAGACGAAAGAUUUCUGAUUUUGCAAGCUUAUUUGACAAGAAAACUGUUAUUAAUUUAAAAAGUACUUCUAUUCGUCCUUUUUCCGCUAAUGACUGUGGGUUGAGAAGUAUUACUGAAAUAUCAAAGGGCAAAAAGAAAAACUCAUUUACUAAACAGUAGAUUGAUGAAAUGCAUCAAAGAACUAAGCCUAAGAUGCCUCAUUAAUUUGUUAAUUCUAACAAUAAUCUUAAAGAUCUAGAUAGUGGCAAAAAUAAAGAUGAAUUUCGAUAAAAAUAUUCUAGAGCAUCAAUAGUGGAAUUAUAUUCUCCUCAUCAAUACUUAAAUAUUUAAGAAUAAUGUUCUUGUCUUGAAUGUCAAAACUAUAAUAUGGAAUAGAAUUAUUGA